AACCAGCUGCCCUUUGACCCUGCCACCAACAACGAGCCCCUGCAGUUUGGUAGUUCCAGUGGCCCUCUGGUCACAGAAGGCCUCAUUGAGAAUGGAGGGGAAUCAAGCAAGAAAAGAAAGAGAACAAAUACUCCUUCAGCUGAUAAUAGUAGAACUCUGAAUGUGGAUUCCACUGCAAUGACACUACCUAUGUCUGAUCCAGCUGCAUGGGCCACAGCAAUGAAUAAUCUUGGGAUGGCACCACUAGGAAUUGCUGGACAACCGAUUUUACCUGACUUUGAUCCUGCACUUGGUUUGAUGACUGGAAUUCCACCAAUAACUCCAAUGAUGCCUGGUUUGGGAAUAGUACCUCCACCAAUUCCUCCAGAUAUGCCAGUAGUAAAAGAGAUCAUUCACUGUAAAAGCUGCACGCUCUUCCCUCCAAACCCAAACCUCCCCCCUCCUGCAACCAGAGAAAGACCGCCAGGAUGCAAAACAGUAUUUGUGGGUGGCCUGCCUGAGAAUGGAACAGAACAGAUCAUCGUGGAAGUGUUUGAACAGUGUGGAGAGAUCAUUGCUAUCCGGAAAAGCAAAAAGAAUUUCUGUCACAUUCGCUUUGCUGAAGAGUACAUGGUGGACAAAGCUCUUUAUCUCUCUGGUUACCGCAUUCGCCUGGGCUCCAGUACAGACAAGAAGGACACAGGCCGGCUCCAUGUUGAUUUUGCACAGGCUCGAGAUGACCUGUAUGAGUGGGAGUGCAAACAGCGAAUGCUAGCAAGAGAGGAGCGCCACCGGAGAAGGAUGGAAGAAGAAAGGCUGCGGCCACCGUCCCCACCCCCAGUGGUCCACUAUUCAGAUCAUGAAUGCAGCAUUGUUGCUGAAAAACUAAAAGAUGAUUCCAAAUUCUCAGAAGCUGUGCAGACCUUGCUUACCUGGAUAGAGCGAGGAGAGGUGAACCGUCGCAGUGCCAACAACUUCUACUCCAUGAUCCAGUCGGCCAACAGCCAUGUCCGUCGCCUGGUGAAUGAGAAAGCUGCUCAUGAGAAAGAUAUGGAAGAAGCAAAGGAGAACUUCAAACAGGCCCUCUCUGGGAUUCUCAUUCAAUUUGAGCAGAUAGUGGCCGUGUACCAUUCUGCUUCCAAACAGAAGGCAUGGGACCACUUCACAAAAGCCCAACGCAAAAACAUCAGUGUUUGGUGCAAACAAGCUGAGGAAAUUCGGAACAUUCAUAAUGAUGAGCUAAUGGGAAUCAGACGAGAAGAAGAAAUGGAAAUGUCUGAUGAUGAAAUAGAAGAAACAACAGAAACAAAAGAAACUGAGGAAUCAGUAUCACAGACAGAAGCCCUCAAAGAAGAAAAUGACAGCCUCCGCUGGCAGCUCGAUGCCUAUCGGAAUGAGGUAGAACUGCUCAAGCAAGAACAAGGAAAAAUCCACAGAGACGAUGACCCAAACAAGGAACAGCAGCUGAAGUUCCUGCAGCAAGCGCUCCAAGGCAUGCAACAGCAUCUACUCAAAGUCCAAGAAGAAUUCAAAAGGAAAGAAACUGAACUUGAAAAACUCAAAGACGACAAAGUACAGCUGGAAAAAAUGUUGGAAAAUCUUAAAGAAAAGGAAAGCUGUGCUUCAAGACUAUGUGCAUCAAGCCAGGAGAGUGAUUGCCCCCUGGAGAAGACCUUGAACAACAGUCCCAUAAAGUCUGAACGUGAAGCUCUGCUAGUGGGGAUUAUUUCCACAUUCCUUCAUGUUCAUCCGUUUGGAGCAAGCAUUGAAUACAUCUGUUCCUACUUGCAUCGUCUUGAUAAUCAGAUCUGCACGAGUGACGUAGAGGGGCUCAUGAGUAGACUUCAGCACACCUUCAAACAAGAAAUGACUGGAGUUGGAGCCAGCCUGGAGAAGAGAUGGAAGUUCUGUGGCUUUGAGGGCUUGAAACUGACCUGAAUCUUUUUGCCAAAAACUUAGGAUCCUGAAAAAUAAAGGGAGGGGGGAUGUUGGGGCAAGGUUAGAAAGUGAUUUGUAUUUUUGAUGGUUUUCAAGUGAAAAUUGCUUUAAAUUUGUCAUUUCAUUCCAUGGGAUAUCGUCUGAGUUAAGAUAAGGAUCCUAGAACAGCACCUCGAGCUACAGGCCCUAACAAGAAAUCGCCUCAAACCUCAAGUGCUGUAACUUCUCCCCCUUCUUGUUAGUAGUAUUGAAACAAUCUUGAAGCUAGAGAGUAUUUGGAAGUGUUUUCAGUGUCUGUACUACUGUUGUAAACCUUGAUAAUUUUUUUUUCACCACUGUUAACUGAGCUGUUUUCUGAUUAUUUGUAUCUGAUUUGUGUUUGCAACCUUCUCCUCACAUCAAAGCUGCUGCUGGUGAAAGGAAUGAGAGGGGCUCUCAGUAUUCCGCGUAACUGCCAUUGUCUUUCCAAUGCCCAGUAGACCAGCAUCUAACACAUCAGUGUUUUCCAGAAGGUGCUUAACCAAGUUCACACUGUAAAUGACAAAGCAUGGUUUGUGGCUUUUUGCAAAAUGACUAUGAACCAAAAGUUAACAAAUGUUCCAAAGUUAUUUUCUCUAAUAUGUCAAACAAAAGAUCUGUUUCAGAAUUUUGAACACAAAACCUGGAUAUAUGUAUUCACAGCAAGCAAAUAUCCAGUAUGAGUGACAGGUGUCUGCACUAUUAAGAAUCACUUGUAAAUAGUCUGCUUUUAAAAGGUGGGCGUGUUUAGUUUUGUAUGACUUAAAACACACUGGCAGGUGAGCUCACACACAUGCAUGCUCACCCACACCGGCAGAAGGGAUGUAUUUUAAUGUGUAUUUCCCUCUGGCCGUCUUGUGUUCUCCAUCGGCCCCUUUCCCUCUGCUGACCAUGUGUUGAACAGCAAAUUGUGUACCGCCGUCCACGCUAGGUUUACUGCAACGCUGAAUGUGUAUGAAAAGCUGGUAUGAGUGUUGAGAAUAAUGGACGAAUGAAUAAUAAUGGGCCAAAGUAUGUGAGGCUUUCUGCCAGCAGCAGGUCAGCUCUGUGUGGUGUAGUGUGUUGGUUACCAGUGAUGCCUCACUGUUCUGCAGUGCCCAGCAGCAGGUUGCAGUGGCUGGGGACAAGCAGGCCUUCAGAAACUUCUGCUCAGUCAGUGGAACAGGAAAGGAGAAGAUAGGGGUUGGAGGGCCAAUAUCCUAAGGCAGAGAUGAUGGGAGUGUGUGUGUGUGUGUGUGUGUGUGUGUGUGUGUGUUAGUACUGGUGGUAGCAGUGGCAGUAGUGCUUCUAGUAACACAAACAAGCCCUCCCUGUGUCUCUAUUGGAAGUAAGAGAACAUGCUGAAUAAGCCAAGCCAGCGCAGAGCGCUUCUCAAAAAGACUGUAAAUGAGAUGUCGGCAGUGUUCAAAGUUGUAUUUUUCAAAGAUAAAUAUUUCCUUUUUAUA
This is a messenger RNA of Ochotona curzoniae (black-lipped pika), 3380 nucleotides long. RefSeq names its product ecto-NOX disulfide-thiol exchanger 2 (gene ENOX2). Gene Ontology annotation, molecular function: RNA binding; protein-disulfide reductase activity. The record is from RefSeq and is a predicted model, not a curated record. NCBI's taxonomy places the organism in Eukaryota, Metazoa, Chordata, Mammalia, Lagomorpha, Ochotonidae. The transcript is spliced from 13 exons. Gene Ontology annotation, cellular component: plasma membrane; external side of plasma membrane. Gene Ontology annotation, biological process: ultradian rhythm. The coding region runs from base 178 to 1917 and encodes 579 amino acids.